Messenger RNA from Phymastichus coffea, 917 nucleotides. RefSeq names its product calcium load-activated calcium channel. Gene Ontology annotation, biological process: endoplasmic reticulum calcium ion homeostasis. Gene Ontology annotation, molecular function: calcium channel activity. The transcript is spliced from 4 exons. Bases 223 to 774 code for a protein of 183 amino acids. Lineage: Eukaryota; Metazoa; Arthropoda; Insecta; Hymenoptera; Eulophidae. The record is from RefSeq and is a predicted model, not a curated record. Gene Ontology annotation, cellular component: cytoplasm; endoplasmic reticulum membrane; endoplasmic reticulum.
UUUUACCAGCCACAUCACGGAGCAAAAAACUUCCGCUCUCUCUGAUAAGCUGAUAGAUCAACUAGAAUAAACGUGACCACCUGAUCACCUGGCCAUUUCGUUUUUGUGUUGUCAAUAUUUUGUAAAAUUUCUAUGGCUAAUCUUAUAUUGCAAGUAGUUGUAAAUUAAUAAUUAAAUUUGUAACAAUUUCAUUACUAGUAUCAAGUUUAGGAGAAUUUAGUCAUGUGGGCAGACACAGUUCUAAUUUUGUUCAUUAGUGUAUGCACUGCUCUUCUGGGUGAAGGUUUAACUUGGUUAAUGGUUUAUAGAACUGAAAAAUAUCAAAAACUAAAAGCUGAGGUAGAAAAGCAAAGUAAAAAAUUAGAAAAAAGAAAAGAAGCUCAUGGAGAUUCAUUGGAUAAGCAGCAAAAGAAAAAAAUUGAGAGAGAGGAAGAAAGACUAAAAAAUAAUAAUAGAGACUUGUCACUUGUCAAAAUGAAAUCAAUGUUUGCUAUUGGUUUUGCCUUUACCGCACUCCUGAGUAUGUUCAACAGUAUUUUUGAUGGACGUAUUGUGGCUAGAUUGCCUUUUGUUCCUAUAAGUUGGAUCCAAGGUUUGUCACAUAGAAAUUUAGCAGGUGAUGAUUAUACAGAGUGUUCCUUUAUAUUUUUAUACAUUUUAUGUACAAUGAGUAUAAGACAGAAUAUUCAAAAAUUACUUGGUUUUGCUCCAUCUCGAACAGCUAGCAAACAGAGUGGCAGUAUAUUUGGUCCACCACCUCAACAAUUUAAAUAAAAAUAGAAGUACAAAACCAAUUUAAUUUAGUCUAUUUUACAAAGCAAUUAUGGAUGGAAAAAUGAAUGAAUAUGUAUAGAGAGAUUGUGAAAUAAUUAACUUGGGGUAAUAAACAAAACAAUUUUUUAUUUAUUUACAAAUAG